Molecule: messenger RNA, 592 nt
Organism: Drosophila nasuta
Lineage: Eukaryota; Metazoa; Arthropoda; Insecta; Diptera; Drosophilidae
Product: transcription initiation factor TFIID subunit 1-like
Exons: 2
Coding region: 108-515 (135 amino acids)
Biological process (GO): RNA polymerase II preinitiation complex assembly; transcription by RNA polymerase II
Cellular component (GO): transcription factor TFIID complex
Molecular function (GO): TBP-class protein binding; histone acetyltransferase activity; RNA polymerase II general transcription initiation factor activity
Source: RefSeq, a predicted model, not a curated record
AUUGUAUUGUCAAAAUAAGUCGCUGUCAUUUGCUCUGAAAAUUGGGUUAGUCACGUUGCUAAAAAAUUGUUUAACAAACUGAAAAAAUAAUUUAAGUGGAAUCCAGAAUGGCGAUGCCCAAGAGUUCGGUGACCCACAACACAGAUCAGAUUGCAUUGUCAUACCUCUUGGACAAGGUGCACGAUGAUAUUCUCGUCUCAACCGAUAGUUAUCACUUUCGAAAACCAAUGAAAAAUAAUGGAGUUCAGAAAAACAUAGAUUUGCACACCAUUGGACAGAACAUCGUGAAUCAAGUUUAUCAGAGUCGGGCCGAUUACUUGCAGGACAUUCAAAAGAUUGUGGACAACUGUGUGAAAUGCAAAGGCGAUGACGCAAAACACACGAUCUGCGCCAGAAAUAUGUUGGAGCAUGCGCGCAUUAAGAUGAAAGAGUCCGAGCAUUUCUUCAUUCAACUUGAGGCUAAUAUUGUGCAACAUCUAAAACAGGCAAAGGCAAAUUUUACUGGUUGCGGGUAAGACUCUGAUACAGAUAGCGAAUAAUAACAAUGAAUUAAUACGCUGGAAAAUGUAAAUCUAUUGUUGGGAGAUUAUUG